AUGGACGCUUGGAUUCGGCUAGUGCGCUACCUGGCGAAGAAGAAGGUGCCUGGGUUUCUAGAGCAGGGGUACGGCACGUACUACAAUACAGAGGCUUUGGCUGCCAAAGCUGCUGCAGAGGCGAUACCCACGUUCAACAUGGUUGACGACGUCAUCCGCGCCGUCGCUGAGUACCUGGGGCGAUUAUCACCGUGGCAUCAACGGUUCAUGGAGCUGCAGGAGGUCUUUACGUCCACCAAUCUCGAGGUGCAAGGGAUCCACGAGGUGCGGUGGCUUUCAAGGGGUGCUGCAGUCGCCCACUUGGUCGAGGUCCUCCCUGCCAUCGUGGUGAUGCUGUCAGAGUGGAAGGACCAAACGAUUUACGAGCUCGUCACGUCCUACCGGUUUCAGUUCCUGCUACGGUUCCUCGCGGACGUUCUAGAGCUCCUCAACAUCCUCUCCAAGGUUUUCCAGCAGCGAGAGCUCGACUACCCCUUGGUGCAUACGCAGAUUGUGCGCACAACGUCUCUCUUGGAGAGUCGGUACAUCGACUGCGGAGACGACUUCGGCGGCGGCCCUAACGAGUGGCUUUAUCGCUUCAUUGAGAAGCAUGGGCCGAAGGGGACACCAAAGAUGGUGGUGGAAGGCGCGUCGUCGGAUGGGAGCCUCAACCGCUUCAAGGUCACCCUUCACGAGCGCAGAGUGGCGAACUAUCUUGGGCCAGGUCAUCACGACGCGUGUGUGGCGCUCUGCACCGACUUUGCCGAGGGCCUCGUCCAAGAGCUCCAGUCAAAGCUCGGCGACCUCGACUCUCUUUCCGGCGUGCGACUUUUCAUUCCUGACUUGUGGCAACCGAAUUGGGAGAGGAGCGCACGGCAGGCACAGUGCCUUGAAUGGCUGUUGUCGAUAGUCACUCUGUUCCGCGCCGACGACUCCGACGAGAUUCUGCCAGGCAUUGACAAGAAGCGUGACGUGAAGGAGCUGCGAACUCUGUUGCCGCACGCACUGCUGCCACUGGCCUGCUCUGCCGGCACCUGCGUGGCGAAGGUGGCGUCCCUAUCGCCCGCGAAGGUGUUGCCACUUGCCUACACUGCCACAGUCGUCCGCACCAACGGGGCUGACCAGCCGUUAAGACCGUUGGUGUGA
Molecule: messenger RNA, 1125 nt
Organism: Closterium sp. Naga37s-1
Lineage: Eukaryota; Viridiplantae; Streptophyta; Zygnematophyceae; Desmidiales; Closteriaceae
Source: the annotation of a GenBank genome assembly